CUCCUUCUAGUUUCCUGCUCUUCAGUCAGAAGGCCAGUAUCAGCAGAAUGGUUUUGGGAGAGCAGAGUCCUGACAUCAUCCUACCUAUACAUGUUCUGAGGAAUGUCCGAGCUGUCAGCUAUGAUCCGCUGGACCGGCUUGUCUACUGGCUGGACGGACGACAGAACAUACGGAGAGCCAGGGAUGAUGGAGCCAUGUCUUCAAUGAUAGUAAGCAGCACUGCUCAACCUGUGGACAACCAGCUUCAUGACCUGAGCCUGGACCCCUACAGUCGCCAUAUUUACUGGACCUGUGAGACAACCAACACCAUUAACGUACAGAGGAUGGAUGGUCACACUGUGGGUGUGGUCAUCAAGGACGACACAGACAAGCCACGGGCCAUCGUGGUCAAUGCUGAGAAAGGGUACAUGUAUUUCACCACAGUGCAGGAGCGCUCAGCUAAGAUUGAAGGAGCCAGCCUGGAUGGGACAGAGAGAGAGUCUUUGUUCACCACUGGCCUGAUCAGACCAGUAGCUCUGGCUUUGGACAAUAAACUGGGAAAACUCUUCUGGGUCGAUGCUGACCUUAAACGCAUUGAGAGCAGUGACCUGACAGGAGCCAAUCGCAUCGUCCUACAGGAUUCAAACAUUCUUCAGCCAAUGGGCUUGACAGUUCUGGGAGACCAUCUGUACUGGAUUGACCGGCAGCAGCAGAUGAUAGAAAGGGUGGACAAACUGACUGGAGAUGGACGCACACGCAUUCAGGGACGGAUAUCAUACCUGACCUCCAUCCACGCUGUGGAAGAGAUGGACCCACAAGAGUUUGCAUCCCACCCUUGUUCCCGUGACAACGGGGGUUGUUCUCACAUCUGCAUUGCUAAGGGAGAUGGAACACCUCGCUGCUCCUGUCCAAUACACCUAGUGUUACUGCAGGAUCUGCUGCACUGUGGAGAGCCUCCAACCUGCUCCACAGAGCAGUUUACCUGCUCCACAGGGGAGAUCGACUGCAUACCAAUGGCUUGGCGUUGUGAUGGCCUCCCUGAAUGUGAAGACAGUAGCGAUGAGGACAACUGCCCUGUCUGUUCUGCCUUCCAGUUCCAGUGUGACAAAGGAGGCUGCAUUGAUGCUCAAAAGCGCUGUGAUGGUGAACCCGACUGUGCUGAUCACUCUGAUGAACAGGACUGUGAAACCAUCUGCCCUCCUAACCAAUUCCGCUGUGGCGACAACCAGUGUAUCACUAAAAAACAACAGUGUGACAAUUAUUCUGACUGCCCUGAUGGAUCAGAUGAGCUUGCCUGUGAGUAUGUGUCUCCGCCCUCCAUUGGCAUCCCUAAUACUGGGCCAAACACCAUCGGUCCAGUCAUUGCUAUCAUCCUGCUCGUCUUCGUAAUAGGAGGAGCUUAUUUUGUCUGUCAGCGUGUAGUGUGUCGACGUUACAAAGGGCCUAGUGGGACUUUCCCUCAUGAGUACAUCAGUGGGACACCUCAUGUGCCCCUCAACUUCAUCACCCCCAGCAGCUCACAGCAUGCCACCUUCCAAGGUAUUUCCUGUGGGAAGUCCAUGAUGAGUUCAGUCAGCCUGAUGGGCAGCAGCAGCAGUGGAGCGCCUCUGUAUGACAGGAACCAUGUGACUGGAGCUUCAUCCAGCAGCUCAUCAUCUACCAAAGGAGUCUUCUAUCCUCAGAUCCUGAACCCUCCUCCAUCCCCAGCCACUGAUCGCUCUCUUUACAACACAGAGAUCUUCUAUUCCUCCAACAGUCCAUCCACCACCAGAUCAUAUAGACCCUACCACCCGGUCCGUGGCGCCGCCCCACCUACAACGCCCUGCAGCACUGACGUCUGUGACAGUGACUACACCCCUCACCACCCGCCGGCUGGACUGGCGUCAUCAGCAGGCCGCUGGAAGGCCUCCAGCCAUGGCAGCCACGGCAAACACAACAAGUACUACAUGGACCUUAACUCAGACUCAGACCCGUAUCCUCCACCCCCCACCCCUCGCUCCCAGUACAUGUCGGCUGAGGAGAGCUGCCCUCCGUCCCCCUCCACCGAGCGCUCCUACUUCCACCUGUGCCCCCCUCCUCCUUCUCCCUGUACUGACUCCUCAUGACCCUCCUACAUCCUGGGUGCUCAGUGAGGACGAAAGGGAUGAAGUCAACUUACGACAAGAACUAGCCUAGUCCGGCCCACUUUACUAGGAAAAGAACUUGUGUGCCAACUUCCAGUCCUGGGCGGCUCACACAUGCUGCUUUAUAUCAGCUGGUUAGGCUCAAGUGCCUUGCUCAAGGUCCAUAUGUCCCACAAUGGUCAUUUCAUCAUUCCAGUCGUCCUGGAACUGUCAGGGUGACCAUCAUCCUGUCAGUUCUGUGUCUGUCUUCCAAGCGUCCUGCUCAGACAUUCACUCACUUGUGGCAGGUUGAAGGUUUAAGGCCUCCCCUUCAUUGCUGCAGGACACAAAAAAAUAAUGGAUAAAUUUGGCCAGCAGCUCCCUGUUCAAUUUUCAUUCCAUCAAAUGAAGACCUCAUUUGCUGGGCCGCUUCUUGAUUACAAAAUUUCCAUCUGUUCAAACAGAAUACUAAAUACUUGUUUGCUCCCUAAACUCUGUACUGUGUGCGUGGAACUCACUGGUGUUGUGUGAAAACCACAAAUCCAAUGCAACAAGUCGUUCAUCGGGACUAAAGACCCCCCCCAGCUUUACAGCAUUUAUCUCCUCCAUCCUUACAGUCUCCUUGUUGACAGACAGUGACAGGACUGUGUGUAUUGUUUAAAAAAAAAAACAGUCAGUGGAAUUAUUUUUCAUAUUUUAUUAAUGCUGAGCGAUCUGAUCUAAUCCACUGCUUUAGAAAACAAAAGGACAGUUGGAUGAGUGGCUGUGUGAAUGAGGCAGUGAUAAUGUUAAAUAAUUGGACAGAUGUGUACGUGAACAUAUGUGCAUGUUUGCUGGAUGUAAGAUAGUAGACACAUUUGAUGACGGAAUGAAUGUUUAAAAUUAAGAAUGACUGAGUUGAUGGAUGUAAUAGGUCCAAGAUCACAGUGUGAAGGCUGAUGUAUAUUGUUUUGAAAUUGUGUCCCUCUACAUUUCAAACUGGGAAUUCUUUACAGCUGAACACAGGGCCUUUUGAAGAGGUACAGCUUUUUUUUUUUUUUUUCCAGUCAAUGAAAAGACAAAGACAAUUCUGCCAACAGUUGCUAUCCUCUGAAACCACCACCUGACGUCGACAUACCAAAUGAGCAUCAUCGUGUAAAGCUAGUGUACAUAAUGAAGUCAGUGAUUGAGUUGUGAGAAGUGAAUGCUUUUCAUUGUGAAUUUGAACCUCUUCCAUCACCUUCACUUCACUGUUAUUGUCCUGUUUACCAAAAGUAUGUUUGCUGCUAUCGUGUACAUACUAUAUCAGACUUUGAUUUAUAAUUACACACAAAGGCCAAAAUUACCACUCUUGUACAUGCAGUAGAUCAUGAAGCUAUGUUACAGUUAAUAACAAAUUAUUCUUAUAGCAACUCUUGUUAUUUGUAUUUGUAAUUGUUUUUGUAUGUGUAGAUUAUUAUGUAUGUCCUCAUUGUCAGUUGCCAUGUUUGGUUUGAAGGAGUCUUUUUUUGGAAAUAGACGGCUGAGAUACAUUGUUUAGGACUGAACUUACUGAACAUAUCCGUAUGCUUCAGAUGAAUCUUCCCUGAUCUCACUUCAAAAUCAUUGUUCUUUUGUACGUUUUAUACAUCUUGACAAUGAACUCAACAACCAUCACUGCAUUAAGUAGGCAUGAAAUGGGGGUUUUGGACAGUCGCCUCCAGUGCAGUGGCCCUCACCAGUGAAUCCUGCUGUGAACUUUGAAUGCUUCCUCCCAUAAAACAACCUGCAGAAACACUGCCAAAAAAAACCAAAGCCAAAAGUUUGCCUCACCUUAUUUAUACACUUUCCCUGACUUUAACCUUUUGCUACAUUUUGUAGGAUUUCUGAACAAUGAGUGGGCAGAUUUCUGUCAGGUUUUCUGGUUCACAGAGGAGGAACCCUAGUGUUUUUAUUGACACCCUAACCUCUGCUCUUUAUAUUGUAAAGACCAACUUAAUGCCCUACUUUAGUUUGAUCACAACCCCAGAUAAGCCAGUGCCCAAGGUCAGGUUUUUGUUUGAUCUAGAGGGCACAAUGACUUCAUUCUCUCUCUGUAAAAAUACAACACAAUCUUGCAAAUAAUAGUAUAGAUUAGAACAAGGAUCAGCAUCAUCUUAAUUAUACAGUGCUGGCAAAGCUCAAAAACAGACACGAGGUCAGACAAAAAAACAUUUCUGACAUCUGGUAACAGGCACCAGGGCAAAAGUAGCCAUGAAUUGUGUUUUCCACAAGAGUAAGUGUUGGCCACUGUGCCUGGAAAAGGUUCUUCUGUGUUAGAUGAGUAAGAGGAGAUUGUAGAAUACUAAUAGAUAAGUAUACCAGCACUUUUGAAGGUGGGGAACUUUAGGAACUUGCAGUAACCCUAUUGCCCAAUUACUUUUAUCUCCUGUCAGGUGACAUUCAGCCUGAUGCCUGGUUACUGGUCUGAGAUGGGUUUUUUUCAGCUGCAGUAGCUGAAGUAUCAUCAAUACAAUGUGUCAGUGGGUACUUGCUGAGCAGCACAACACAUUUAUAUUAAGGGCUAUAUGUCCUGCCUCAAACCACUGUGUCAGUAAAACCUCUUAAAACCUGUAUUUGUUGUCUCAGCUAAGAAUGCUUUGUGUAAUUUACACUUGUGACAUUUUUUUGUAUCAAAAGCAUUUUUAUAUAAUAAAGGUUUUAUUUUAAGGA
Stegastes partitus (bicolor damselfish) is the source of this 4751-nucleotide messenger RNA. Its product is annotated as low-density lipoprotein receptor-related protein 5-like. The record is from RefSeq and is a predicted model, not a curated record. Gene Ontology annotation, cellular component: signaling receptor complex; plasma membrane. Lineage: Eukaryota; Metazoa; Chordata; Actinopteri; Pomacentridae. The transcript is spliced from 11 exons. Gene Ontology annotation, molecular function: protein binding; low-density lipoprotein particle receptor activity. The annotation marks the transcript as partial.